Messenger RNA from [Torrubiella] hemipterigena, 2808 nucleotides. NCBI's taxonomy places the organism in Eukaryota, Fungi, Ascomycota, Sordariomycetes, Hypocreales, Clavicipitaceae. The record is from the annotation of a GenBank genome assembly.
GGCUGGCCUGGAUAUAGCGCAUGCACAACGAACACUAUAGUUCUCGGCCUACAUCAUCGGGCGGUGGCAAUUGUCACGGCGUACCGUCUUUAGGAAAGUGCCGAGAUGCUGGGAUUGCGUGCUGCCAAGCUGCGUGGUGCGGGAUAUUCGGCAACUUUAACGUCUUGUAUCCACCAACCAAGACGCAUCCCGGCGAGGCCAAGAUGGUAAGCUGCAUGUAACGGAGUACCUUGGAAACGGAACCCCUACCCUACCGGCAGAAAACCGAAGACUGACACUAAACAAGGCUUAGAGAGUGACGCGUCUAACGCAAUGUGUUCAAGUGGACUAACACUACUCAACCAGCGUCUUAUACUGAAAAUAAAGAAAACUAAACUGACGCUCUGAGUAAUGCUGCUGCAACUCCCCAUGUCUAUACUAAUACUCUACAAGUAACUCAGCCUUGAUUUACUAUUUCAACGUCCAAGCACAAAAACGAGGCUUGAAUAUGUAAUCAUUUAUUUUCACCACGGGCCAUCUUAGGAUCCCAUGCAGCCUAUAUUGAUGCAUCUGCGGACACGUCGGCUUCCUUCGCAUGGGCUAGGCUUAGCCAGUAGGAUGGUGAUGAUCGUUCAUGGCAUCUACCCAAUGACUAUUGCCAGCCACAGCAUGUUGGCACGGUCUCCCCUCCGUGUAGUCGUGGACGGCUGCAGAGGUGAAGCACCCCUCGAGUAUUUGCGAUUCUUGCUCAAUUUAGGAUACUGAAAUGUCGCCGGCACCACCAGCGUAGCCUUUGGGCUCUACGACUUGCAUCGCUCUGAGACGUUUCCCAAGUCACCACUUACCGAUCUUUGUUUUUCAUCAUCCUUUUCCAAAAUAGACUCAUCAUGAAGAACACAAUGCCCUCUCCUGUUCAUCCUCGAUGGCUCGCUACUCUGUUAGCGGACAAUAGACCACCUCCAAGGCUGUUUGCCUGGACUCCCGCCAAUCUUCCUUCCCUCAGAGCUGCCAGUCUUGCCCAAGGAAACCAUGAGUCCCAUACCAAUGGAGACGAUUUCCAUACUAUCCCUAACAGCUCGGAGGAACGCAUCUUUAUCAUCGGCGCUGGCAAUAUAGGAAGGCUGUAUGCGAGCUACAUGGCCCAGCAUCCCAACCCUCUUCCCAUAACUCUGGUUGUGCAUAGGAAAGAACUCCUAUCACAAUGGGUGGCCAGCGAAGGCAUCGGAGUCUCCAAUAUUGGCGGUAGCAGAGUCUUUCGGAGCAAACAGUUCAACAUUGAAUGGUGGACAGACACUCGACCUCAGUUUGGCCCCGUACGAGAGGUAGCAGAUGGGAAGAAGCUCCGCAAUGUCUUUAUUGCAACAAAGGCGACCGCUGGCUUGCCUGAAGCGGAUAGACUCCGUCGAUAUUUGGGUCGAUCGAGUUCUGUCGUAUUCGCGCAAAAUGGCGUCUGCAAACUUUGGCCGCCGCAUGGUCCGUCCUAUAUCGCUGGUCGAUAUCAGGCCGGCGAUGCCCCUACCUUUUCUGCCUGUGUUGUGAAUCAUGGCGUGGCAUCGUCCGGGCCAUUCUCCAGUAUUCAUUCAGUUCCUGCAGAUGCAUCUAUCGGACCAGUCCUUUGGGCUCCUGAUCCUACACCCCCACGUGUACAGCAAACAAGACAGCACAAGCGACGUCCUUGGGACAAUUUCUUCAUCCGAUAUAUUGCAUCUACGCCGCUCUUGGACACCAAGAGAGUAUCCUCGGGCGAGCUGUGGCUACUCCAACUCGAGAAGCUGGUAGCCAACUCUGCGAUCAAUCCACUCAGUGCUCUACUGCGCUGCAAGACUGGCAUCUUGUUUGCCAGUGACGAUCCGCAUGAUCCUCUGGCAAAAGUGCUGGAUAAGAUGUUGUGGCAAACUAGUUCCGUGAUCCAACGGCUUAUCAACCAUGAUAUCAGUCGGGAUAUCGUGGCCUCUUACACGGAGCAGCAGUAUGGGGCGGGUAUCGACGGCAACUUGCACGAGGCGCUUGCCAAGGUCCGCAUAAAGCUGACACAGAGGUUCUCACCGCCUGUCCUAAAGGCGAAACUCUAUGUUUUUGGUCGUAAAUUGGAUGCGCAUCGUAGUUCAAUGCUACAGGACGCUGAGGCUGGCCGGAAGACAGAGGUACGGGAUUUCAAUGGCUGGAUUGUUGACAUGGCUCAUUUCCUAGACCCGGACUUGGAUGUCAGUGUCCACCAGGGUUUAAUUGAGUUGAUUGAAAGUGGACAGGCCCUGGAUAAAGAGGAGUUGGCCAAAAGGCUACUGUAAAUUGGCAGAUGGGAUAUCACAUUUAAAGAGGUUUGGAAGUUGUCUACGCUAGUUGCUGUCGUGUAACAUCAUUUUGCUUCAUCAUAUUUGAUUUCUGUAGAUCUAUCCUAUUGUCUAUGUGCUAUGAUGCAUUGUAUUCUGUCUCCCUAUCAUUUUGUGUAACCUUUAUGCAUGAAUGGAUAGACUAGGAAGCCUCCCGUGUCUGGCUACUUUGGUAAAUUGCCUCGUAUUGCCGUGUCUGUCUCCGUAGGUGUGUUUGAUAUUACCUGCAUGCACGUUCUCAGGAGGUCGCUCUUGUUUCCGUUCGCCACGCCUUGGCGAAUGCAAGGAGGGGAGGCAAACAGCCAUUCAAAACAACGCAUCACAUGAUUGACUUUGCCUCUUGUUGCUGCUGCAGUUGUUGUCAUCACCAGAGCCUUCAAGUGGCAUUACACACCACCUUAGUCCUUUGUAAUGGUCAUAGACUGCCUGUAAAGUUUCCAUAGUCUCCUAGGCUAGUUGUGUGGCGUCGUCUGAACGCCCAGAUCACCGCGGCCUAGAC